Messenger RNA from Diceros bicornis minor, 1582 nucleotides. It is a transcript of the gene SSBP2, whose product is annotated as single stranded DNA binding protein 2. NCBI's taxonomy places the organism in Eukaryota, Metazoa, Chordata, Mammalia, Perissodactyla, Rhinocerotidae. Gene Ontology annotation, biological process: positive regulation of transcription by RNA polymerase II. Gene Ontology annotation, molecular function: protein binding; single-stranded DNA binding. Gene Ontology annotation, cellular component: nucleus. The record is from RefSeq and is a predicted model, not a curated record. The coding region runs from base 55 to 1140 and encodes 361 amino acids. The transcript has 17 exons.
AGGCUGUGAUGGGUUGACAGGUGCGUGACAGUGGGAGCUGCUCUCGGCACAAGCAUGUACGGCAAAGGCAAGAGUAACAGCAGCGCCGUCCCGUCCGACAGCCAGGCCCGGGAGAAGUUAGCACUCUACGUAUAUGAAUAUCUGCUCCAUGUAGGAGCUCAGAAAUCGGCCCAAACAUUUUUGUCAGAGAUAAGAUGGGAAAAAAACAUCACAUUGGGGGAACCACCAGGAUUCUUACAUUCUUGGUGGUGUGUAUUUUGGGAUCUCUACUGUGCAGCUCCAGAAAGACGGGAAACAUGUGAACAUUCAAGUGAAGCAAAAGCCUUCCAUGAUUAUAGUGCUGCAGCAGCUCCCAGUCCAGUGCUAGGAAACAUUCCCCCAGGAGAUGGCAUGCCAGUAGGUCCUGUACCACCAGGGUUCUUUCAGCCUUUUAUGUCACCUCGGUACCCUGGAGGUCCAAGGCCCCCAUUGAGGAUACCUAACCAGGCACUUGGAGGUGUCCCAGGAAGUCAGCCUUUACUUCCCAGUGGAAUAGACCCAACUCGACAACAAGGACAUCCAAAUAUGGGUGGACCAAUGCAGAGAAUGACUCCUCCAAGAGGAAUGGUGCCCUUAGGACCACAGAACUAUGGAGGUGCAAUGAGACCCCCACUGAAUGCUUUAGGUGGCCCUGGAAUGCCUGGAAUGAACAUGGGUCCAGGUGGUGGUAGACCUUGGCCAAACCCAACAAAUGCCAAUUCAAUACCAUACUCCUCAGCAUCUCCUGGGAAUUAUGUAGGUCCUCCAGGAGGUGGAGGGCCGCCAGGAACACCCAUCAUGCCUAGUCCAGCAGAUUCAACCAACUCUGGAGACAACAUGUAUACUUUAAUGAAUGCAGUACCUCCUGGACCUAACAGGCCUAAUUUUCCAAUGGGCCCUGGGUCAGAUGGUCCCAUGGGUGGAUUAGGAGGAAUGGAAUCACAUCACAUGAAUGGCUCUUUAGGCUCAGGAGAUAUGGACAGUAUUUCCAAGAAUUCUCCCAAUAAUAUGAGCCUGAGUAAUCAGCCGGGCACUCCAAGGGAUGAUGGAGAAAUGGGGGGAAAUUUCUUAAAUCCUUUUCAGAGUGAGAGUUACUCCCCUAGCAUGACAAUGAGUGUGUGAUCCGUUACCAAGUCUCCUCAUGAAAACCACAGUGAGUCAGCCCUUCACAGAACUACUACGGAAGAAAAUUAUUCAUCACAGUGGACAGUUAAACAAAGGAAUCUCAGUCACACCAAACCGACCUUUUUAUUUCCUGCUCUCUCCCCUAUUUUGUGAAGAAAGCGGGUCCAAACAUGAUUCAAACAACUGUACGGAGCGGCAUAUUAGAAUUGCCCUAAACUGAACUGCAAAUAAUUAUCUGUGUAUGUAUAUGUGUGGGAAAGAGAAUGUAUCGUAUAUGUGUAUGUUACAUGGACAUACACACAUACGUACAUUGACCCACAGGACAUUGUAAAAUAUUAUCACAUGACAUCUUACGUAGAAAUAAGUAGGGACUUUUAUUCCAUCCUUUUUUUCACGUUUACAUUUUAAUUAUUAAAAGUUGCUCCUGCCCCUCCCUGAA